Messenger RNA from Dendronephthya gigantea, 1819 nucleotides. RefSeq names its product hydroxyacid-oxoacid transhydrogenase, mitochondrial-like. Gene Ontology annotation, cellular component: mitochondrion. Lineage: Eukaryota; Metazoa; Cnidaria; Anthozoa; Malacalcyonacea; Nephtheidae. The record is from RefSeq and is a predicted model, not a curated record. Gene Ontology annotation, molecular function: metal ion binding; alcohol dehydrogenase (NAD+) activity.
GAUCCUGCAUUUCUAUUUCCGCAGAUUGUAAUCUACGAAUUGCUGCCAGAAAGCCAAAUUCCGGGGGAGAAAAACAGAAGAAAGUCAUGUUAAUAAAGUGAACAAUGCGCCUUGGAGAUGAUAAAUCCUAGACAUACCAUGCAUUACGAAAUAUUUGUGCAGUGAUUUUUCAAUGUAAUCAACGUUAAUUUGAGCAGCUUUUUGCAAACGAAAAUGAGUAAAAUCGUGAGUAGAGAAGCCAUUUUAAGAGUUUUGAGGUUGCUUAGUGAAACACAAUGUAGUUGCCCAGCACAUUCUCAAGCAUUUACUCACCAUGGACAUCGCCAUGCUUCCGUACCAUCGGCUGAGGUGCAACAAAAUAAGGAAUAUGCAUUCGAGAUGGCAUCAUCCAGUAUCAGAUAUGGUGCAGGGGUAACACAAGAAGUCGGCAUGGAUUUCAAGAACUUGGGAGCAAAAAAUGUUUGUGUUAUUACUGACAAAAAGUUGAGUCAGCUUCCUCCUGUAUUUCAAGCUCUGGACUCCUUGUGUCUUAAUGGUGUAAAACAUGAUGUUUUUGACAACAUCAGGAUUGAACCAACUGACAAAAGUUUCCAGGAAGCCAUUGAUUUUGCAAAGAAUGGAGAUUUUGACAGUUUUCUUGCAGUAGGAGGCGGCUCUGUCAUGGAUACAGCAAAAGCUGCAAACCUUUACUCAAGCUGUCCGGAGAAUGAAUUCUUGGACUUUGUUAAUGCACCAAUUGGGAAAGGUCUGCCUGUCACCAAGCAACUUAAGCCACUGAUUGCAAUUCCAACCACCGCUGGAACAGGCAGUGAAACAACUGGUGUGUCCAUCUUUGAUUACGAACCUUUGAAAGCCAAAACAGGGAUUGCUAAUCGUGCUAUUCGUCCUACGAUGGGUAUUGUCGACCCACUCCACACUCUGUUUAUGCCAGAGAGAGUCGCUGCGAACAGUGGUUUUGAUGUGUUGUGUCAUGCUCUAGAAUCCUACACAGCUAUUCCUUACAAUGAGAGAAGCCCACGUCCUGAAAACCCAAAUCUUCGACCAGCUUACCAAGGAAGUAACCCCAUCAGUGAUAUAUGGUCAUUGCAUGCAUUGAGAACAGUCAAUAAAUAUAUGAAGAGAGCAGUAAAAGAUGCAAACGACAUUGAGGCCAGAUCUCAGAUGCAUUUAGCAAGUGUGUUUGCUGGCAUUGGCUUUGGAAAUGCUGGUGUUCAUUUAUGCCAUGGAAUGUCUUAUGCCAUUUCUGGACUGGUGAAAUCUUACCACGCUGCAGAUUAUGAAACAAAGUAUCCAAUCAUUCCACAUGGACUGUCCGUCGUUCUUUCAGCUCCAGCUGUUUUUUCUUUCACAUCAGCCGCCUGUCCAGAACGACAUCUUACUGCUGCAGAAGCAUUAGGUGCAGAUACAAGAGGUGUCCACAAAGAUGAUGCUGGUAGAUUGUUAUCAGAUCACCUCAUGCAGUUCAUGUAUGACCUUGGUGUUGAUGAUGGGUUAAAUGCUGUUGGUUAUACCACCGAUGAUGUUGGCGAUCUGGUCAGAGGCACAGUACCUCAACACAGAGUGACAAAACUUGCCCCUGCUGGUGCUCCUGGGGAAGAAGAACUUGCCAAACUCUUUGAAGCAUCAAUGAAAAUUUACUAACUCACAAACAAAGGUAUUAUUUGAUUUUAUUGUGAUUUUUUAUUGAUCAUAUGGGGGGAAUCAAUUAAAACCAAUCAAAUAGAACAAUUAAGAAUUCCGCUAAAAUUGACUCGUGUGAAUUUGUGUGAUAAAAACACAAGUAAAUAAAUACAUGGAAUGUACCCUUUUAGUCACAACA